AUGGAUCCUGGCGAUUAUCGCACGAAUGUAUUAUCAGUGGUAAGUGUUGGUUGGUAUUUGGCGGGAGGUCAAUAGGGGCUGUUUGCGUAUACUAAACCUUCAACCCCAGAAUAAUCUUUCUUCAAUCAAGUACGAAUAUUUUGAAACGCGCAGUCCUGCCUUGGGAUCAUCGAGGAAGCUUCUCCAGAGAUUGGAAGCCAGCUGGAGACAAGAAGCCCGGCUCGUCCACUGCGAUACAUACCGAGAUGGCAUUUGGGUUUUUCAGAACGCGAUCGAUUCGAGCUCCCCCACCAAUCUUCCGAAUAAAGAGAAGGGCCCAAUCGUAGAAAAUGGUUCUUGGGAGGCGCACGGGAUUCAGAUUGCGUUGAAGGAGCAGGGAACUUUCGAAAGUCAAUCUCUUGCCAGGAGUAGACAGGCUGCCUCCUCAGCGUUGAACUCCGCAAGCAGCAAUUCUUCCCCCUCCUCAUCUCUCGAAAAUGCAAGUCGAAAUGCGCUGGCUCUCAACGCUAGGUCUGUUCAAGCCAACGCACUGUACAGUCUCUCACAAGAGAUAAGUUUAUCGUCACCUGGCCAGAGGUCCCUCAACCGAUCAUACGAUGUGUGGCCGUCGAUGAUAGACGUGCAUGAGAGCUUUAUAUCCGCGGUGCUAGGGUCACUCGUACAUGUACUUUGCCGCGAUGAAGGUUAUAUACCUCUGAGCCCUCGAGUCUUGGUUUCUACCCAGAAAGAUUCCACAUCCCCAAGUAGAGCUGUGAAUAGCCAAUCGUGUUCGACAGGAGCCGUCACACUUGCAAAUUUGGAUAUUAGUUUGACCUCAAUGGGGACUCUUGUUAUUAAAUCCUAUUCUGACACAAGCUCAGGGCUUCAAACUCUCGGCUGUAAUGGUCCUCUUGGUGCAGGUAGUAAUUUGACCCCUGGAGUAGCAUUAUCACUUGCACCACUAGGAAAUACGGCCAAAUUCUACGCCUUCGAGGAUAAUAGGGGUUUGCCCGCUGUUCAAUCAGUCACACAGCCAGGAGAGAGUGCUCCUGAGCCCAAACCAAAUAACCUUAAUGAAGCUGCUGUGAAGGCUUGGCAAUCAAAAUGCAUUGAGUGGUUGUCAUCCAAAGGAAUUGAUCAGGCUUUAAUUGAGAGUGGCGGUUGGAUUUUUGUCCAAUUGACCAGCGGUCAUGGAUCAUAUCUUGAUGUUGAUGACCCGGAUAUCUCGAUCUUUGAAGGACGUACGGUAGUUCCAUGGCCAACACGUCUAUGUUUCCAAGCUUCCAACAACGGACAUCGUAGUUUAUCAGGAAGCGAACCAAAGUUCCCUGGAAACCGAGAUCCCUUGGCAUUUGCCGAAGAGUGGUUCACAGGGAGGGAUGAGAGAACGAACAUUUCCUUGAAGCGACAAAAGGAGCGGCAAGUCGCAGAAGCUUUAUCUAAGGAGCAGGCUGAUGUGGAGGCUCGGGCUCUUCAAUCAGCGACGACACACUCUCCGGCUGUACUACGGAGAGGAAGCAAUGCUGGUGCCAUGUAUCCAACUCCACCAGAUGCAAUUCAUAAUCCUGUCGGCGUCACACCAAUAUUUGAUGGUGCAGGUUCACCACCUGUAAAUAUCAUUCCUUUUGCGGCACAGGAUGGCCCCAUAUCUGCUGCUCCAUCAGCCGUAGCCGGCAAUGCUGUAGAUAUGUGGGGGGCUACAGACAAAGCAGACCGAAAUACCUCUAAUACGACUUUUAAUGAUAACAAUAAUGAUGCCGAUCUUUUCGGGGACCUUGGCGGUGAUAUGUUUGGUAAUGACAUAACAGAUGCUGAUUUCAACUUUUUCGAUGCGCCCGAUAAUUUGCAACCCGACCUUAAGGCAGAGUCGCCUAAAAAACCCAAUCUUUUGGAGACUCUUGCUGUCAAGGAGCCAGUGGCUAAAGAAGCCGUCAAACAAGAGGGGAUGCAUCCUCCUGCAAAAUCCAUGGCACGCUCGAAGAAUGUGAAUGCGCAGAAGCAGACUGUUGGAAAUGUCAACUCAUCUCAGGUAGAUGCAAAAAAGAGCGAGUUUAAUGCCAACGCCCUGGUUACAAUCAAAACUAAGCCAGUGGCGAAACAAGAGAUCCCAUUCAGCAAAGAGUCAAUAUACCAACAACUUGUCAACGAAUCUGGUGUACAAAAGUCCAAAAUCCAGUCUCGGCGAGCGAGCCUAUUCAGCAAGAUAGAAUUCAAAAACUCGUUGUCAUCGGUUGAUGCCAAAUAUGGAGACCAUGGGCAGUUCAAGAUCUCCGAUAGAAACGUCCGCCCGCAGACUUUGGAAUUUCAAGGUCUCCCUCAAACGAAUUAUUUGAGUACGCGGCGAAAAAGUACGGAUCUGCCGGAAGCAAAUCGUCUCGGGCGAAUUCUGCUAGUGGAACACAAGGCAAACGAGCAGCUAGAGCUGGAUGAUGCGAUGGAUUUCCUCCUGGAUUCUGACGGUCUAAGUCAAAUUUCUGAACAGGAUGAUAUCAGCCCGAUCACGGAUCAGAUACCAUUAAUUUCAAAGAUCGGUAUCGAACAGAAGCUUCUUGAUAACGGCCAAGGAAAUGCGUUGAUCAAUUUCGACCCCAUGGCUAUUGAUUUCGAACAGUCUGCGAGUACCCCUCACUCUGCUGUUGCAACGCAAUUUCCUCUCCUUGAAGCAGAUCCUACAGAUUGGUCUCUGACAAGUUACUUUACCUCCCCAGAGCCAGAAGCCCCUUCAAAUACCCUGACAGACUUGGAAUGCAUUGCCACUGCUCAAAUUCUCGUCGACCAGGCUGUAUCUGGCACGAUUCAGCUUUCUUGUAUAGGUGACAAUGGAGUCUCUCACAACAAGUCCAAUACAAAGGGAGGGCUUGUCCGAAGCGUAGCAAAAGCUACAAAGGUGUUCUUCAAAGAUCUCUCCUCGUGCACAUUGCGAUCGUUUUCGGAGAUUCAAGGGAUUCCAGUGAUGAAUCUCGGAGGACGCUUACCUCCGCGCCCUGUAAAUCCUCGUGUCGGAACUGCCUCUGAGCCUGGGAGACUAAGGAAUCCCUUCCCAAUACAGCCGCCACAAUUGGAGCUUCGCCGCUCGGACUCACAGCUUUCUGUUCUUCCAUCCGCAGUCAACUUCUGGGAAAAUCUUGGUCUUGCUCCAUCCAGCGGCGGCAAAGAUGUCAGUGCUGUAUGUGUCUAUCCAAAUAUAGAUGGAAUAGCUGCCAAUGCAAGUAUCUUCUUGGAACAAAUGAGAAGCACUUAUGAAUCAUAUAGAUUAGGCAGUCAUGAGAGACUUUCUUCAGACGAACUUGUCGAUGGUGUUUUGUCAUUUCCCCUCGAUUUAGGUCAGCAACAUACGUCGCGCAAUUUGUCAACACUCCGAGAGACAGCGGCACGUCUAAGUAAUGCUCUCGCAGCAGCGAUCAUUGAAGAGAAGAAUAUUGUGGUAUACUUUGUGUAUCCAGCCGACAACCCAACACUGCUGGUUCAUAUUUGCUCAGCUUUCCAACAUCUGUUUCUUCUGUACCGAAAGGCGCUGUAUGAUAGGAAGGCGAAGUUCUCAAAUGAGUUGGUAUUGCAACUUGUUCCAUUGGAAUUUGUUUACUCGCCGAUUACGAUCAAUGUUCCGCCACCAGCUGAAUAUGCACGACUCUCCAUGGAGGUCUAUGAUCGAUGUAUAGAUUUUGAGUCUGCAUCGAGGAGCCCUGCUAUUGUGUUGGAACGGCCCUUACCGCGAAGUAUAGACUUCAAGCUGAAUCCAAAUCCUUCUGCAUCAGUGCUACAGGAGAAUACCUGUCUCCAUAUCGCAUAUGCCCAAAGCACUGAUGAUCGAUGGAUGACAGCUGUUUGGACAGACAACAAGGGGACCCAACAGAUGAAUGCCUCAUACUGUCUAGGUCGUAAAAACGAGCCAAUUUCGAUGCCCUUCGCCGUUGUAGCGAAUGAAAUCUGGGAAACGACUCUCGACUUCAUCUCCAGCAAGAAUAUCCACUGGCGUAUUAUGAUCGCACGAAUUGGAGUCAUGGAGCUGUCUGAAGUUGAUAUAUGGACAGAGCUCGCUGCUAGAGACUCCACCGCCCAAAUAAAUUUGACACUCCUAACCGUUCAAACAGAGCCUUCUCUGCGACUCCUUUCUCCACCCGCAACUCUUCCUACUGCCAGAGAAGCCACACAAACCACAACGCCUGUAUCCACUCCUCAAGGCACAUCUGUCCUCUCACCCGAAACCUCUACAACGCCGAACCAAAACACCGCUCCUGGCGAAGCAUCAAUUCUGGAUCCAGAUCCCUCAACCCGCCUCCUCAUGCUCAGCGAUCAAACCCACGGACUCCUCCUUUCCCACCGACUCUCCAAUUCUCGCACACCCCUUAUACCAAAUCCAGCUCUCAUCUCGGGAUACCUCGUAAAACAUUCCACGCCCACACCUAUUCUCAUAGAAGUAAACAUUGUCCACAAUGAAGUAGCGGGAAAUCCCAGGACUUAUUAUGAAGGUCUUCUGAGAGAGGUACUUGGCAUGUAUGCUGGGCUAGGGACUUUGAGUAGAGCGAGGGGUGCGACUAGUGUAGGUGAUGCUAGACCGUGGCAUAUUGCUGCUGCGGAGAGGGCUGUAAAGGUGUUACAUGCUCUAAUGUAA
Molecule: messenger RNA, 4591 nt
Organism: Hymenoscyphus albidus
Lineage: Eukaryota; Fungi; Ascomycota; Leotiomycetes; Helotiales; Helotiaceae
Source: the annotation of a GenBank genome assembly